Messenger RNA from Sorex araneus (European shrew), 3180 nucleotides. RefSeq names its product cell cycle progression 1 (gene CCPG1). The record is from RefSeq and is a predicted model, not a curated record. Gene Ontology annotation, cellular component: membrane. Bases 169 to 2595 code for a protein of 808 amino acids. The transcript has 9 exons. Lineage: Eukaryota; Metazoa; Chordata; Mammalia; Eulipotyphla; Soricidae.
GCACCGCCGGCCACCGCCUCCCGGGCUGCGGAGCGCCGCGAGCAGGUUGUUGUUUUCAUGAGAGGCGUCACCGCGCGCAGAGCCGUGACCGCCGGCGGCGCCGUGGCAGCCCAGCUCAGCUCAGCGGGCGGAGGUGGCGGCGCUCGCUGCCCCUGGCAGACGUGAGACAUGUCUGAAAACUCCAGUGACAGCGACUCAUCCUGUGGCUGGACUGUCAUCAAUCAUGAGGGAUCUGACAUAGAGAUGGUGAAUUCGGAACCCGGCCCGGGCGGCAGGACUCCUGAGCUGGCCCCGGAGACUUCGGCUGCCGAGCAGGAGCCGGUGCCAGAGCUGCAGCUGGAACAGGAAGAGGCUGAUCGGAGCGGUGUGGUGCUGAUGGGAGAAGUAGCUCACCCAUCUUUGGAGGAAAUGAAGCCGGCAUUUGAGGGAGAAGCAGAAAAGUCUGCAGAGGAUCACGUCUAUAUCGGAACUAUCAGUGACGACUCUGACAUUGUGACCCUGGAGCCGCCUAAAGUGGAAGACCUGGGGAGUCAAGACGCAGCGCUGGGUGCGAGGGCAGAGCCCAGCCUGGAGGGUUUCCACAUGGGCUCCUCCUCCAGCAGCCAGUACACCUUCUGCCAGCCAGAGACGGUAUUUUCAUCUCAGCCCAGCGAUGACGAAUCCAGUAGUGACGAAACGUGUCAUCACCCGAGCCCUGCCUUGAAGCGGCGCCGGACUAAGAAGAAGCCCACAUCCGCUUUGGACCCCGAAGAGCGUCCACCGGCCGAGCAGGAGCCGGAGCCGUCAGCGGAGCCCUGCAAACGCCAGUUCAGCAGUGGCCUCAACAAGUGUGUCGUCCUAGCCCUGGUGAUCGCAGUCAGCAUGGGGUUCGGCCAUUUCUAUGGUACAAUUCAGAUUCAGAAGCGCCAGCAGUUAGUUAGAAAGGUUCAUGAAGAUGAAUUGAUUGACGUGAAGGAUUAUCUUUCCCAGUGUCAACAGGGACCAGAGUCUUUUAUAGAUUAUCAGUCCCUGAAGGAGAACCUGGCCCGGUGUUGGGCCCUCACGGAGAGAGAGAAACUGUCCUUUGAGACUCAGAAGCGAGACCUGCAGACAGAGAACCAGCACUUGCGGCUGUCUCUGGAGAAGGAAGAAGCAGCCCUGUCCUCGCUACAGGAGGAGCUGAGGAGACUCAGAGAGCAGGUCCGGGUGCUGGAGGGCAAAGGCACCAGUCCCGAGUUAGUCACGGAAAAUGAGCAGCUCAGGCGGCAUCUGGAGGAAGAGAGGCUGAAGGCGCACAGCUUCCUGGGCCAGAAGGAGAGGCUCCUGGCAGAGGCCGCGGCGCUGCGGCGGGAGAUGGAGCGGGAGCGGCUCGCGGCCCGCGCCCUGCGGGUGGAGCUCCAGCAGCUCAGCGCCCGGCCCGCCCCCGGGGACCCCGACGACUCUCCGGGAGGGCGGGAAGAGCAAAGGGAAACUGACACGUUGCGGGCAAGGCUGGCCGAGCUGGAGCGGAAGCUGAACUUCGAGCAGCAGCGGUCCGACUUGUGGGAGAGAUUGUACGUCGAGGCGAAAGAUGAAAAAGGAAAGCAGGAAGCGGACGGGAAAAAGAGAGGGAGCAGGGGAAACCACAGAGCUAAAAAUAAGCCCAAGGAAACAUUCUUGGGCUCUGUGAAGGAGACGUUCGAUGCCAUGAAGAAUUCCACCAAAGAGUUCGUGCGGCACCACAAGGAGAAAAUUAAGCAGGCGAAGGAAGCCGUGAAAGAAAAUCUGAAAAAAUUCUCAGACUCGGUCAAAUCCACCUUCCGGCACUUCAAAGACACCACCAAGAACAUCUUCGAUGAAAAGGUCAGCAAAAAAGCUGGCAGCUCCAAAGAGGCGGGAGCGAAAGAACAGACGGUGUUUAGUGAGUACUUAUACCCCUCGUACAAGGCGCGCACGCAGAACCAUGCGAGCAGAGGCCCUGCCGCGGAGAGGGAGGGAAGGAAGGUCAAGUCUCCGCCCUUUGAGGAGUUUGUGAGAAGUCCUGAUUCCCAGAAGCGUGGCGCUGAGCGGAGAGCCUGCGGCGACAGCCCCGAGCCCCGCAGGAAGGCCUGUGCCAGCGCGGGCCAGUGCGCGAGGCCCGAGUCCAAGAACCUUUUCAGUCCCGUGAGGAUCGAGGAGUUUCGGAAGCUGAUGGAGAGGUACUUGCUGGAGCAGUUGGGGAGUUUCCAUCACUGGAAAGAGCUCGAUCAGUUCAUCGCGGCGUUCUUCCUCAACGGUGUCUUCAUACACGACCAGAAGCUUUUCACGGACUUUGUCAACGACGUGAAAGAUUAUCUCAAAGACAUGAAGGAGUACCAGAUAGAUAAUGACGGAGUCUUUGAGGAGUUGGAUGGAUACAUAUAUAGACACUUCUUUGGUCACCCCUUUUCCCCUCCGUAUGGACCCAGUCGGCCAGAUAAAAAGCAGCGUAUGGUAAAUAUUGAAAACUCCAGGCAUCGAAAACAAGAGCAGAAGCACCCUCAGACACAGCCUUAUAAAAGGGAAGGUAAAUGGCAUAAAUACGGUCGCACUAACGGAAGAUACAUGGCAAAUCUUGAAAUAGAGUUGGGGCAGUUACCUUUUGAUCCUAAAUACUGACUAUCAUGAUGAAGUUGAAUUAGAAAACUUGUAACAGAAACUUGGAUACUCUCUUCAAUGUUUGGUAUUGAAGAUGAAAUUACCAAAUUAACAAUGGCCUUUUUAUUUCCAUAUAUCAGUUUGGUUUUGUUAUGAUUAUCAUUCAGAGGCAUCAAAAGCUUACUAACCCGCAUUUUCCUGUAGUCUAGCUGUGCUGAACUCUUUCGGCACGGGAGCUGUAGUAGUUCAGCUAGUGUAAUUUGGGAAGACAGGCGUGCAACAGAUUUUGUGCAUGAAACAAGACUUCCUUUAAAGCAAGCUCAGAUCAUAUGCGACAAAGUGUAAUGAACACUAAUGUGAUUACUUGCAGUUAGAGCUUGAAAAAAGUACAUUGGGAUGGAAUUUCAUCUUUUACAUUUUAUAACCUUAUAUUUGCUUCUUGUCUUUUUGUGGGUUCAAGAGCCCCGUUGACUUGUGAAGAAUUUGCUGCCUUCUUAUGAACUUGCUGACUUGUUCUCUUGUGAAAUUUCUUGCACAUCUGAAUAUUGUGGAAGAAACAAUAAAACUACACCAUGAGGAAAACUGAAGGUCUUUAUUUAAAAUCUG